This is a messenger RNA of Hibiscus syriacus, 957 nucleotides long. RefSeq names its product probable WRKY transcription factor 40. The transcript has 5 exons. Gene Ontology annotation, molecular function: DNA-binding transcription factor activity; sequence-specific DNA binding. The record is from RefSeq and is a predicted model, not a curated record. The coding region runs from base 46 to 942 and encodes 298 amino acids. NCBI's taxonomy places the organism in Eukaryota, Viridiplantae, Streptophyta, Magnoliopsida, Malvales, Malvaceae. Gene Ontology annotation, biological process: regulation of DNA-templated transcription.
UUAUCUUCCCAAAUCCUCCACACUCACUCCUCUUGCUGUAUAUUGAUGGAAUCCGCUUGGGUGAAUACGACGCUGGAUCUCAGCAUUAACCCCUUUUCUCAUACCAACAAAGCUCCGAAGAGAGAAGCUGAUGGGAAAAUGGCCGAAUUUGAUGGGAAAUCCCCAGUCAAACAAGAGACUGGGAUUUUGGUUGAGGAAUUGAACCGGGUUAGCGCCGAGAACAAGAGGCUAACCGAGAUGCUAACGGCUUUAUGCGAGCACUACACGAUUUUGCAAAAACAAUACAAGGAACUGGUGAGUAAGAACAUUGAAACUGAAUCUUCAAAGAAGAGGAAAGCCGACUGUGAAGAUUACAGUACCGCCAUGAUUGGCUUCACUGCCAACGCCGACAGCAGCUGUAGUGAUGAAAACUCAUUCAGAAAACCCAAAGAGUGCAUUCAUGCCAAAAUUUCAAGAGCCUGCGUGCGCACAGAUCCUUCUGAUAACAGCCUGAUUGUGAGAGAUGGAUAUCAAUGGAGGAAAUAUGGUCAAAAGGUCACAAGAGAUAACCCUUCCCCCAGGGCUUACUUCAAGUGCUCCUUUGCCCCGACUUGUCCGGUGAAGAAAAAGGUGCAAAGAAGUGCUGAAGAUCCAUCCAUCUUGGUUGCAACUUAUGAAGGAGAGCACAACCAUACACACCAUUCUCCGGCUGCAUUAUCAUCGGCCAAUAACAACCCUCGUUCAGCUCCUGUUUCUUCUUCUUUUGCCCCCGCUGUAACCCUGGACUUGAUGAAACCAGCUGGAUCGGAUGGUGAGACCAAAAAACCUACCCAGCAAGUUGAUCAACCGGCGAUUCAACAGAUUUUGGUUCAACAAAUGGCGGCUUCUUUGACUAGGGACCCCAAUUUCACAGCAACACUUGCUGCAUCCAUUUCUGGAAAUUUUGUACACCGAAAGUGGUGAGAUUCAACAAACAUG